Molecule: messenger RNA, 846 nt
Organism: Brugia pahangi
Lineage: Eukaryota; Metazoa; Nematoda; Chromadorea; Rhabditida; Onchocercidae
Source: the annotation of a GenBank genome assembly
AUGAAUGUCGAGCCGAUUUGUGGCAGUGAUGGAAGAACCUAUAAUUCAUAUUGUGAAGUAAAACGAGCUAUAUGCCAUGGUAAUCCAGUGAAAAAACAGUUUUCCGGACCUUGUCCCGAAAAUUUGCGAUGUCAACUGGAACGAGCUUAUCAGUUGAAAUUAGCAGCGGAAAAAAUGAAUAGCAGUGAAGUUUACGUGCCGGAAUGCAAUGCUACCGAUGGUUCGUAUGCUACCAUACAGUGUCACAAAAGCACGGGUUAUUGUUGGUGUGUGACACGGAUCGGACGACCGUUGCCAAGUACAUCUAAACGAUAUGGCAUUCCGAAUUGUCAUAUUUUACAAAAGACGAAAAUUGGACGACGUUCGCAUCGAAAAAGUAACGGUGAUUCGGUAUCCUUAAAUGUAUGUACAACGGUCGAUCGAUCAACAUUCAAUGCCAAUUUGUUGAAUAUUUUUAAAAAGGAAUACGAACGCAGCGAGCAAUUUUUGCAUCACACAAAUGGAGCAAUGCAAUCAUUUGAUAAAAAGAUAUUACUUUGGAAAUUUGGUCAGCUUGAUAGUGAUAAGAAUAGCCGAUUAAAUUCAAAAGAAUUCGAUGGUUUACGUCGUCUUGUUCGAAAGCAUGUUACGCCGAAAACGUGCGCAAGAAAGUUUACAAAAUAUUGUGAUUUGAAUAAGGAUGGUGAAAUAAGUGCUCGUGAAUGGGUCACUUGCUUAGGUAUUGAUAUUUCUAGUAAGUUCAUUCUUCCUAAACUUUUCUCUCUUCCAAAAAUAAAAGUAACUGUGGGUGUAGUGGAUGAAAAUUACCAUUGUUUGAAUGAAAAAAUUUGGUAUCAAGAAGAUUGA